AUGCUCGACACAAUCGUGAUCUCGACAAUCGAGUCAGACGUCAAAAUGCCGAACCUCAUACUUUCGGCAUUGGCGGCAAUCAUAAUCUCGAUUCUCCUAUUGGCGGUCCACCCGAUUUCCGGCGGCCACAUAAACCCGAUUAUCUCCUUUUCGGCCGGCCUAGUCGGAAUAAUUUCCAUGUCUAGGGCUUUUGUGUACAUAUUGGCACAAUGUUUAGGAGGUGUUUUAGGUGCUCUAGCACUUAAGGCUGUGGUAAGUAGCUCAAUUGAACAAACUUUCUCACUAGGAGGCUGCACAUUGACUGUUGUAGCGCCAGGCGCAAAUGGGCCCAUUAUAAUUGGGCUGGGGACGGCCCAGGCCCUAUGGCUAGAGAUCUUCUGUAGUUUCAUUUUUCUGUUUGCUUCGAUUUGGAUGGCGUAUGAUCACAGGCAGGCCAAGGAGUUGGGCCAUGUGUUAGUUUUUGUUAUAGUUGGGAUAGUAUUGGGCCUGUUGGUGUUCGUUUCGUCUACUGUUACGGCCCAAAAGGGGUAUGUUGGGGCCGGGAUGAACCCAGCUAGGUGUAUUGGGCCGGCUAUUGUUAGAGGCGGACAUCUUUGGGAUGGGCACUGGGUGUUUUGGGCUGGGCCGGGUAUUGCGUGUGUGGCAUUCUAUUUGUACACGAAGAUAAUCCCGAGCCAGCACCACAGGGCAAAGGCAUAUGAUCAUGAUUUUUAUAAUGUUGUGAAGAUUUUUAUCCUAUGGAUGAUGAAGAAUCUCAAAAUAUUGGAACCAAGAUUCAGCCUGUCUCCUCAACUCCAGGGCAAGGCACAAAAUUGGACAACUGAGCCUGAAAAGAAUCAUCAACAAUCUCCCAUACUGAGUGAGAUGCUGGGCCUCAAUGAACUCUUUUCUUUAGAUGUUUGGCGAGCGUCGAUAGGGGAGCUUCUCGGGACUGCAGUCCUCGUAUUCAUGCUCGACACAAUCGCAAUCUCAACAAUCGAGCCCGACAUCAAAAUGUCGAGCCUCAUACAAUCAGUUUUGGCGGCAAUCACAACCUCGAUCCUCCUCCUAGCCGUGCAUCCUAUUUCGGGCGGACACAUAAACCCCAUUAUAUCCUUCUCGGCCGGCCUAGUCGGUAUCAUUUCCAUGACUCGAGGGCUCGUCUACAUAACGGCACAAUGUUUAGGGGGUGUUUUGGGUGCACUAGCACUUAAAGGCAUCGUGAGUAGCUCGGUUGAACAAACUCUUUCACUACGGGGAUGCACCAUAACAGCUAUUGGGCAGGGCCCAAAUGGGCCCGACCCAAUAGGCCUAGGGACGGCCCAGGCCCUCUGGCUCGAGAUCGUAUGUGGUUUCAUUUUCUUAUUUGCCUCGAUUUGGAUGGCGUACGAUCAUAGGCAAGUUGAGGAGUUGGGUCGUGUGCUUGUUUUUGUUAUAGUUGGGAUGGUUUCGGGCCUACUCAUGUUCGUCACGUCUGGUCUUAUGGCCCAAAAUGGAUAUGUUGGGCCUGGGAUGAACCCGGCUAUGUGUUUUGGGGCGGCUGUUGUUAGAGGCGGGCAUCUUUGGGACGGGCAUUGGGUGUUUUGGGCCGGGCCCGGCAUUGCUUGCGUGGCAUUCUAUUUGUACACGAAGAUAAUCCCGGGCCAGCACUACCGGGCCAAGGCGUAUGAUCACGAUUUUUAUAACGUUGUGAAGGUUAUGUUCGGGACACGAUGAUAUGAUAUAUAUAU
Messenger RNA from Striga asiatica, 1709 nucleotides. The record is from the annotation of a GenBank genome assembly. Lineage: Eukaryota; Viridiplantae; Streptophyta; Magnoliopsida; Lamiales; Orobanchaceae.